Punica granatum (pomegranate) is the source of this 2219-nucleotide messenger RNA. The record is from RefSeq and is a predicted model, not a curated record. Lineage: Eukaryota; Viridiplantae; Streptophyta; Magnoliopsida; Myrtales; Lythraceae.
AAUAUUGAAACAGAGAGGGCGGCCUUUCACUUUCCCAAUUUCUCCUUUCCUUCUUGAGCUUUUUUGAAAAACCAAAGCACAUGCCUUUACUCCUUCUCUCUCUUCUGUAAUCAUUUCUUCUUCUUCUUCGAAUCUUCUUCUUCUUCGCCUCCCGCAUUCAAUCCGUGCGCCGAGCAAUUGAGGUCGAGCUCGCCUUCAUCUGAUCUGGAGAGCCCGUGACCCAUUUAUUUUUUCUGUGACUUUCCGCUUUUUGCAUGACCUGUGUGAGUAGCCCCCAAGUUCUCACCUUUUUGUCUCCAUUUCCUUGCUAGCUACCCUUCUCGAUUUUCUUGUUGGGUUCUUCUGUUCUAUUGCUCUGGUUCUUGCUCUAGCUCGGAAACCCUGUUCUGGAGUGAUUUGUUGAAGUUAUGACGCGGAUGAGCCGUGAUUUUGCCAACACAAUGCAAAAGGAGGCAGUCUCGGCAGUUUCCAACGAUGUAAUAUUUGCUUCGAGUCGGUUCCCCAAUUACAAGCUCGGAACCAACAAUCAGAUUUUGGAUUCAAAGGAAGAUCCGAAGGUUCUAUCCAUGAAGGAAGUUGUUGCACGAGAGACUGCUCUGCUGCUGGAACAGCAGAAACGUCUCUCAGUUCGCGACCUUGCCAAUAAAUUUGAGAAGGGCUUGGCUGCUGCUGCUAAAUUGUCUGAAGAGGCUAGGCUUAGAGAGGCUGCCUCAUUGGAGAAACAUGUUCUUCUGAAGAAGCUCAGAGAUGCGUUAGAGGCUUUGAGAGGGCGCGUUGCCGGUCGGAAUAAGGAUGAUGUGGAAGAGGCUAUUGCGAUGGUUGAAGCUUUAGCUGUUCAGUUGACUCAAAGGGAAGGAGAGUUAAUCCAAGAAAAGGCAGAAGUGAAGAAACUUGCUAAUUUCCUUAAGCAGGCUUCUGAAGAUGCUAAGAAGCUUGUUGAUGAGGAAAGGGCUUUUGCUCGAGCUGAAAUUGAGAGUGCAAGGGCCGCAGUUCAAAGAGUAGAGGACGCUCUCCAAGAGCAAGAACAUAUGUCUCGUGCCUCUGGGAAACAGGACUUGGAAGAACUGAUGAAGGAGGUGCAAGAGGCCAGAAGGAUCAAAAUGUUGCAUCAGCCCAGUAAGGUUAUGGACAUGGAACAUGAGCUUCAAGCACUGAGGACCCAACUUACAGAGAAGUCUAAGCGUGCCAUUCAGCUUCAGAAAGAGUUGGCAAUGACUAAAAGGGGAGAGAAGAAUCCUCUUCUCUAUGAAUUAGAUGGACCCGAAGCAUUAGGAUCCAUUCUGCAGAUUGUUCCAUGUUCUGAUAAUGCCCCAGAAAUAUCUCAGUGCAUAGUUCAAUGGCGCCGUGUGUCAUCAGAAGGUGGAAAAAAGGAGCUUAUUUCAGGAGCAACAAAAUCAGUUUAUGCUCCUGAGCCAUACGAUGUGGGACGAAUCCUUCAAGCUGAUGUUCUUUUCGAUGAACAGAGAAUUACUUUGACAACUGCUGGGCCUAUUGAACAAGCUCCUGGCUUGGGAAGUUACGUGGAAGCACUGGUGAGGAAGCACGAUACACAGUUCAAUGUGGUUGUUACUCAGAUGAAUGGCGCAGAGCAUACUUCAGAAGCUAUUCAUUCCCUUCAUGUGGGCAAAAUGAGGAUGAAGCUUUGCAAGGGAAAGACAACCGUCAUUAAGGAGUACUAUUCCAAUUCAAUGCAGCUAUGUGGGGUCAGAGGAGGUGGCAAUGCUGCACCUCAGGCAUUGUUUUGGCAAGUCAAGAGUGGAGUUUCCUUCGUGCUAGCAUUUGAAUCCGAGAGAGAAAGGAAUGCUGCGAUAAUGCUUGCGAGGAGAUUCGCCUAUGACUGUAAUAUCGUUCUUGCGGGACCACAAGAUAGAACUCCUUCAGCGACCCAGUAGAGCCAUCUGAACUGCCUCCGCCUUAGCGAAAGAUGUAAAUUAUGAUUGCGAGUUUCUUUUUUGUUGCUCUGUAUGUAUAAUAUGUUUGUAACUGUAGAAUGCGUCCUUGAUCGUUUUGCUGCCCCAAUUCUUUCCGGGUUUUCGGUUUCUCAGUGUUAAUUUUGCCCCCAAGGCAAGGCAUCCUUUUAUCUGCCUUUUCGGUCGGAUUGCAACCUUUUUUCAGCUUCUUGGCUUUCACUUGGAGAUUGCUGCACCUUGAGGAUUCUUCCAUGUAUUGACUGAUUGAAAAUUCGAUGAAUGUUAGACUCAGAAUCAUUGCCUCUAGCA